Molecule: messenger RNA, 1194 nt
Organism: Fusarium vanettenii 77-13-4
Lineage: Eukaryota; Fungi; Ascomycota; Sordariomycetes; Hypocreales; Nectriaceae
Exons: 1
Coding region: 1-1194 (397 amino acids)
Source: RefSeq, a predicted model, not a curated record
AUGUCUAACGACAUUCCGGUCGCUUAUGAUUUGUCCUCCCAUCAUGCUCUUGGUGGGGGCUCGUAUGCUUUCAAAUCGGACUAUCCUUCAUACCUCAAAACUUUGCUCCGAGAUCCAAGCCACAGAACCGAAGUAAACAUCAUCAUUCAACCAAAUUGCUCGCCACAUGUGGGCACACUCUGCAGCCUUGGCCUUGCGUUCGUCGUUGCUCGUCGCCUGAUUGACAUCGGCCUUGACGUUUCGGUGACUUGUGACCUCUGGGACCGCGCAAAGGGCGAGCAAUACACGAUAGAUGGGGUGGCAUACCAAAGAAGCCUUCGGGACAAAGGCACAUUCCAACGGUAUCUGCCACACUACGUCGAGAUACUUUCAACACUCAGCGAACGAUACAGAGUCCCCCAUCACCUUCGGAUGGAAGAAGAAUUUCUCAGCAAUCAAGCCAUUCCCGGCGUGUUACAGGACUUGAUCCUCAAUCGAGAGUUCUAUGGCCGAUAUCUAGCACCAGGCCGAGCUGCGUUGGCCAUCCGGGCUGGAUGCCCAACAUGUGGGUUGGUCGAGAAAUAUGGCACCAAGAAUAUCUAUGCCGAGGAUGGUUCGAGCGUUUCAUUCGAAUGCCCUUCGCAUGGAAGAUUCUCUUACAGCACUAAAACAGAAUGCAACCAGUUCCAGUUCAAUUGCCAACUCUUCAAUUUGGUUCUUGGCCUCUAUUACGAAAGAGUUUCGUACAACUGGAUCGAAAUUUGUGGGAGCGAUUACGCCGGGUUUUGGCAAGAACAGCUCCUUUGGCGCUUCUUAUCGAAACCUAUCACCAUCGUCUACACGCCUCUCAUCUCCGAUUGGUCUGGCUCAAAGGUCUCGAAGAGCCUCUAUCUCCAGGAGACUGCGUACCAUUAUCUACGAGAAGCCGGGCAGGAGUACCUGCUUAAUUAUGGAGUAUGUCGCAAGGAAGGAAAAGACCUUAACAUUCUUUGGGAUGAAAUUGAGCGGUGGGUUGACGAGCCGUUUCGCCUUUUUCGUGGAUACAGUAUCCACUACCUCCAUCUUCUUUUUGAGGGAAAGUCUAUCAACCUUGGGACCAUCCAUCAGGGGAAAAGAGUACCUCGUCUAAGCCCCGAAGAAGAAACGGUGCAUAAUGAGCUAAAGGAAGGAUCACAAGACUGUGAGAACACAUGUCGUGGUGACGAUGCUGCAUGA